AGCACUUGCACGACUCUACUACUUCCCCAGCAGCAGCCCAUGAUCCGGCGCUCGGUGCGACGAGCAGAAGUCCGCACCCUCAACAACCCAAAAGACCGCAUCAUGCACCUUCUCCCCAAGGUUCCUCAUCCUCGGUAGUACAACAGCACCAGGCAUAUUACACGUCUGAUCCCGGAGCAGGUCCGGCCACACCGAAGGCCACUCCGGUAACUAGUAUAAUUCACGACCAGAACCUGCAGUUGAGCGACAGCAUGGAGAACACCCCCGUCCCUUCGGAUUCCACGUCACAGCAGAUGGAACGCGUGAAAACCCCAAGCAGAGUUCCGUCACCCCCAGAAAACCUGCAGAACGCGACAUCUUCUUCACGAGGAAACAACAGUACGUGUCAGUCCCCGAAUCAACAUCAACAUCAAGCCACGCGACCCGGGGAGGUGGCACCAGCCGCGCACCAGACUACACAAAGCCGUAGAAGUUCUCCCCUGGCAGUUCCAGCUGAUUUGGAUCAGCCGCAGUACAAUCUGCGGCCCGUGCCAGAGGCCGAU
Amoebophrya sp. A120 is the source of this 542-nucleotide messenger RNA. NCBI's taxonomy places the organism in Eukaryota, Dinophyceae, Syndiniales, Amoebophryaceae. The record is from the annotation of a GenBank genome assembly.